AUGCCUGCCGGAAAUGUGGACGGUGUCAAACACAUCGUUCCGUUCCUCCAGGCUUACCCGUUUCCAGGAUGGAUUCUGAUGCCUCCUCUGGCCCUCAACUCGCUGGCCGGCUUUGCGCUCGAGCCCAGCUGGUCAAACCCAGCCUUUGGCGAGCUAUUUGGCUCACGAGACGAGUUUAUGACCGCCAUAGGUCCCGGCAACGCGCUGAUGGAGUACGGAAACUGGGUCGAGACGAGUGACGCAACCACGACCCAUCGACUGGUGGUCAGAGUUCCUUGGCAGGACGAGGAAGACGAGCUCCAGGACCGCCAGAUCGUUGUUGAACUCGAGCUGACGAAAACAAGGAUCACAGAUGUGGCGAAGAACGUGUAUACUGUGAUAACCUCGACGGUGCAGUCACCGCUCCCCCCUCGGUUGCGUUCGAGACCGCUAUCGCGCCUAACUAGGCGGAGCAAAGGGAGACGUAAACCAACUCUCAAGCUUAAUGAGUUGCCAGGAUUGCUAAUGGGGCCAGAGGUGUCGCUCUCGACCCCGAGCAGCUCAACCGGCAGCUCCUCGACCGUUGGUCUCGGUAUCAACAUCGGUCUGGGUGGCACACAAAAAGUCAACGCUCUGAUGGACAACUAUGCUUGGGAAAACACACCGCUUGGACCAAGAGAUAAUUGGGACCUCUGCCUCCGGCAGGCAGUGAACCUUGUUCUUAAUGCCCCGUUCCCCACUGCGAUCUGGUGGGGCAUGGACUUAGUGCUUAUUUACAACGAUGCAUAUGCAGAAAUGAGUGGCCCCGCAAAGCAUCCCCGCAUCUUCGGCCUUAAAGGAAUUGAGGCCUGGGGAGAACUAUGGGACUCAUUAGGGCCGGCGUCUCACGAAUGCUUGAAGGGACAUCCCGUCUCCAAGCGCGACGAUCUACUGUUCAUGGACCGACUGGAAUCAGAUGAACAGCCCCUUGAAGAGACAUAUCACACCUGGAGCUGGACUCCAAUGUUGGGAGUUGAUGGAAACUUUGCCGGAUUGUUAAAUAAUACCCACGAAACGUCCUCAAAAGUCGUGGCAGAGAGAAGGAUUAAUACCCUUCAGGUCCUAGGCAGUCGCGCAGCUACUGCCGAGAACCGACAGUCAUUUUGCCAUGCAACAAUCGCAACCCUGGAAGAAAAUGACAAAGAUAUUCCUUUUGCUGCGUUAUACCUGACGGACACAGAAUCUAGUACUGAUUUAGAGGUCGAAGGUCAACCGAAGCCAGCGGUCGACGAUCGUCAGCGGCCUAGCCCCGAGGCUACUCGGCUCAGAUUGAGACUGGGAGGGAGUAUCGGCCUCAGAGAAGAGCACCCAUUCAUACCAUACGAAUUAUUCGUCUUCGUCAAGCCCACCCACUCGUCAGUCGAUUCAAAUGCGCCCCAAUUCGAAUGGCCCUUCGAGGAAGCCAUCCGAGAAAAGGAGCCAAUUCGCGUCGUCCUACCACCCAAAGUCUCAAAAGACUUUGAGAAUCGUGGAUGGGGUGAUCGUAUCAGCCAUGCCGUCGUCGUGGCUUUAUCCUCGGAAGCCGAUGGCGCUCCUCUGGGUGUCGUGAUCCUUGGUCUCAAUACGCGCCGUCACUACGAUGCGGAUUACCGCAAGUGGAUCGACGUCUUGCGGUCUUCUAUGAGCUCAUUGCUGAACGGUAGUCUUGCCCGAGAAGAAGAGGUUCGCAGGGCAGAGGAACUCGCGGAACUUGAUCGUGCCAAAUCGUCUUUAUUCUCUAGUGCAUCUCACGAACUUCGCACACCCCUCACACUGAUUGGGGGUCCGCUUAAUGAUUGUAUAGCGGAAAUCAAAGACGUCCACAUCAAAGCCAAGCUGUUGACUGCUUCGCGCAAUGUAGAUCGACUCGCGAGACUGGUCGACUCGUUAAUGGACUUCUCACGGUUAGAAGCAGGCAGAUUGGAAGGACGCUACUCACCUGUUCAAUUUGGUCCUUACGUGGCCGAUCUGGCUGCAGUAUUUCGCCCUGUGAUUGAAAAAGCACAGCUCACUUAUACUAUCACAUACGACACCAACGAGACGAGGGCUCUCUUCAUUGACCUGGAUUACAUGGAAAAGAUCAUCUUCAAUCUAAUCGGAAAUGCAUUCAAAUAUACCCUCGCCGGAAGCAUUUCCGUGGAUGUAGUUUAUACGGAUACACAUGCGAAGCUGAUCGUCAAGGAUACUGGUGUUGGUAUUCCUGCGGCUGAUUUGCCCAAGAUAUGGGAGCGUUUCCAUCGAGUUGAAGCGACAUCUCGCUCACACGAAGGAACGGGAAUCGGUCUGGCAUUGACAAAGCAAUUUAUUCAUCUUCAUGGAGGAGAUGUCACUGUGACAUCCAAGGUCUAUACCGACGAUGGAAAUGAUCAUGGAAGUACGUUCACCGCGUCAUUCCCUCUCGGGAAGGAACAUCUACCAGCCACUCGUCUUGUAAACGAGGUUUUGGAGUCGAAGAAGCCAAACUACGCUCGAACGAUUGUCGCUGAAGCGGCGAGAUGGAGACUCACUGGGGACGCCAUGACACCGAGCGACUCGGAAGACUCAUACACUAGCUUCGAUGGGACAAGGACAUCGGAAUUCGCUUUUGAUACUACCGACCUGGUCUUACUCGUCGACGAUAAUCAGGAUAUGCUAGAGUAUAUUAGGAACAUUUUUUCACGAUUUUGUCAUGUUCGUACUGCCUGCAAUGGUGCUGUGGCACUGGAGAGUGCUCGAAAGUAUCGACCAGACUUGAUCAUCAGUGACGUGAUGAUGCCUGUACUUGAUGGAUUUGGAUUGGUCAAUGCACUAAAGGACGAUGCUUUGAUACGUAACAUCCCGAUUAUCCUGCUAUCGGCGCGGGCUGGAGACACAAACAGAGCUGAGGGGAUCUUAUCUGGAGCGGAUGACUACAUUCCAAAGCCAUUUAGUUCGAGAGAGUUACUCGCCCGCGCUCAUUUUCAGCUUCAAUUGGGAAAACGUAAACGGGAGAUGGAACGACGGUUCCAGGAGCAAACGAAGGAAGGGCUCUUCCGUAUCAAUAAUGAUGGGAAAAUGUUACUCUGCAAUGACAGGUUCCGCGAAAUGGCCAAGAUGCCUCCGAACGUCGAGGAAAACUGGAUCAAUUACGUACAUGAGGACUACCGGAAAACAGUACAAUCCUCGCUCAUGGAAGCAUUGAGGAAACACGAAGAUGCCCAAAUCGAUUUUGUCUUCUCGAACGGUAACUGGGUCAAAAGUUACGUUCGAUGGUGGGUAAAUGGCCUCGUAGGAAUUGUCACAGACAUGUCUCUAACACGGCUAUACGAAGAGUCCCUAAAGAAGCGAGCUGAGGAAGCGGAGGAGCGUAGAAAGGAAGCAGAAGAACGACGUCGUGGCCAAGAGCUUCUUGUCGACGUGACUAGCCACGAAUUGCGACAGCCUGUGUCUGCUGUCAUCAAUUGCGCUAACGUUGUAUUCACAAACUUGACUAAACUUCGUAAGGCACUCAAGGAGGCCCUGCAAAAGGACUCGGGCUUCCAGGUAACGAAUCAGUUGCUCGCUCAAAUCGACGAAGACCUCGAGAGCUUAAACGCCAUCGAACUAUGUGGACUGGCACAAGGCCACAUUGUCAACGACAUCUUGACGCUUUCACGCAUGCAACUCCAGUUGUUAACGUUGCAGGAGUCGACCUUCCAGUUUGUUCAAGAAGUCCGCCAGACAUGUUCUAUCCUCUUCAACGAGAUGAAGAGCAAGGGAAUCAGUUAUACUCUAAAUUUCGGCCCGUCCAUCCAGAGAUUGGGCAUUGACUAUGUCUCGGCGGACAAGGUCCGCUUUGGACAAGUAAUCAUCAACCUUCUCAGUAAUGCUAUUCGUUUUAGUCAGCUGAGCACAAAGAAGGCCAUCGAGAUAAACGUGAAUGUUUCCCGGGGCCGUCCUGAUGACGCAAGUUGCAAGCCCCCAAAGAAUUAUCCAGGCGAUGAGGUGCGAAUUGGUCCCGGAGAACGAAUUUCCCUCUACGUUUAUGUGAGCGUGCGAGAUAGUGGCCCCGGCCUCAAACCAAAGGAUCUGGAAAUUCUAUUCCAACGCUUCCAAAGAGGAACCAAUAGCGAGGAGAUUUUUGGCGGUUCCGGCCUUGGUCUCUUCGUAUCAAGGAAAAUAUGUGACCUACUUCACGGGCAAAUCGAGGUGGAUGCAAAUUCCGUAGAGGAGAAGGGAUCAACGUUUAGAUUUUUCGUCGAAAUGCAUACAGAACCUGCCCCGAAGCCUUCAACUCCCCAGCACCCUCAUAUCGACAGGGGGUCGAGCACCAAGCUUCGUAUUCUCGUCGCCGAGGAUAAUCAAACCAAUCGCACCAUACUUGGCCGCCAACUCAAAAUGAAUGGAUGUGUACCAAGUUUGGCUGUCAAUGGUGCCGAAGCUGUUGACCUCGUCAUCAAAGCUGGGGAGGAGCCUUUCGACUGCAUUCUUAUGGACUGCGAAAUGGUCUGGCCUGUCAUGUCCGGGCUGGAGGCCAGUAGGGAGCUAAGAAGGCUUGAAAAUGCCGGCCGCAUACCUCGUCAACGAAUCAUCGCUUUGACUGGUAAUGCGCGGCGUGAGCAGUUAAACAGCGCCCUCGAAGCUGGGAUGAACGAAGUUAUGACGAAACCAUACCGCAUCCAAGAACUCCUGGAACGGAUCCGUAACAGUAAUGCAUGA
Molecule: messenger RNA, 4653 nt
Organism: Serendipita indica DSM 11827
Lineage: Eukaryota; Fungi; Basidiomycota; Agaricomycetes; Sebacinales; Serendipitaceae
Source: the annotation of a GenBank genome assembly